Phlebotomus papatasi is the source of this 1566-nucleotide messenger RNA. Its product is annotated as sialin-like. Gene Ontology annotation, cellular component: plasma membrane. The transcript has 4 exons. Gene Ontology annotation, molecular function: transmembrane transporter activity. Gene Ontology annotation, biological process: transmembrane transport; monoatomic anion transport. The record is from RefSeq and is a predicted model, not a curated record. The coding region runs from base 228 to 1523 and encodes 431 amino acids. Lineage: Eukaryota; Metazoa; Arthropoda; Insecta; Diptera; Psychodidae.
AUCAAGACAAAGAGCCGUGUACAAAUUGUACCGUUGUUCAACUUGUACAACUUUACCCUAUAGUUUAGAUAUAAGAGUGUCUUUUCUCAUUCAAUAACUUAACUACUUAAUCUACAUUUAUUUUCAGUCAUAUUGAAUGUGAUGAGUAUUGUGAUGUUCCUUUUUGGAAAAGAAAGAGAUAUUUGGUAUUCAUUCUAACAUGUUUCGGAUUCCUAAAUAUUGCCUUCAUGAGAAACUGCUUUAGUGUGGUUAUUCUGGAAAUGACUGCGGAGAAAAACAUUCAACUUGAGAAUGGCACCUGGACGUUGAAACGGGAAUUUGAAUGGGAUUCUAAGAUGCAGGGCUACAUUCUCAGCAUUUUUUCCUACGGAUUCAUAAUAACUCAAUUCCUAGGAGGACUAAUUUGUGCGAAAUUCGGAGGGAUUAGGGUACUUUCAGCAGGUGUUGGUAUGACUUCGAUUAUGACUCUGGCUACACCUGUAGUAUCCCAAUAUGGAUACAAAUGGGUCAUGGCGUUACGUUUUCUUCAGGGACUUUUGGAGGGACCAGGCUACCCCUGUAUUUUGUACCUGGUUGUGCGAUGGGCCUGUAUUGAGGAGCGUAGCAGAAUGACUUCCAUUGCUCUAUCCGGAGUUUACGUUGGCAAUGUUCUGAACCUUCCAGUAACGGGUGCCAUUGUCGUCAACUAUGGCUGGCGUGCAGCUUUCUACAUUUUUGGAUCAUUAGGCUUCAUAUGGGCAGUAUUGUUCGUGAUUGUUGUGAAAUCUAGUCCAGAAGUUGAUCCGUUCAUCUCUUUGAAGGAAAAAAUCUUCAUUCAACAGAGCCUCAGUAGCAUCUCACACACAUCAAGUACUAACUAUAAAAUUCCAUUAAGGGCCAUUCUGACUUCUUCAGCCGUUUGGUCAAUUGCUUUAAUCAGUUAUUCAACUGCAUGGGGAGGCACGAUAUUCUUCAAUCAACUUCCCAGAUUCUUCACAGAUAAAAUGAAUUUAAGUAUCGAUGAAGCUGGCUACGUAUCUGCUAUACCCUUCAUCUUUGGAAGUUUAUCCUUUAUCUCUUCGGGACUACUUUUGGACACACUCAUACAAAAAAAGAUCCUUACCGUCUAUCAGUGUCGUCGACAUCUUUCUUUCUUGGCUGUCUUCGUCGAAUCAAUCUUCAUAGUUAUUGCUGCGCAAAUGACAAAUUUUUGGAGCUUUAUUGUAUUACUGACAUUAGGCGUACUUUUGGAACCUAUAGCUAUCCUGAAUUAUACAGUGAACAUAGCAGAACUGUGUCCUGUCUCUGCACCAACAAUAUUGUCAAUUGCAACAAGUUUUACAGCAACUGCUGGAAUGGUUACACCAAUCUUUGUUGGAUACGUUACUCAAAAUAAGGAAUAUUUAGAAUGGCAAAUUGUGUUUUACACAAUUUCUGCAUGGUGCUUAGUUUCAUCGUCAAUUUACUGGAUCUUCUGCAGGACAGAUAUUCAACCUUGGUCACCUAUCAAAAACAAUGAUAAUGGGAGCACUGUAAAUCCUUGAAAAUUUUAAUACAGCUUCUCUUAAAGAGAAUUUUGCCAUAAAA